AAGCAUUUUUCACGGUAGAUACCAGAUUGACUUGUACGGGGAGCAUGACAUCGAGUCAUCGACCAAAUUCCUACGGAGUAUAUGAAAUGGAAAUUAACAGAGUAAGCGUUUCACGAGUGACGCACGGGAGUUAUCUCAACGUUCCCAAAAAAGUCAUGGCAAUUCCUCUGCAAUUCUCUCGUUUUCCAACCCGUACGGAUAUCUUCUCGCCGGAGUCUAGGAUUUUCCAGCUCAGGAAGCCUUUCGCUGUCAUCAGAUGCUUCCCCACAACAGCUUCAUCCUCCUCUUCUUCAGUGAUCGUCGAUUCGGAGUUUGAUCCUAAGGCGUUCCGGAAGAAUUUGUCCAGAAGCUCGAAUUACAAUCGCAAGGGAUUUGGUCAUAAAGAAGAAACUCUCGAACUCAUGAAUCGCGAGUAUACCAGUGAUAUUAUAAAGAAGUUGAAAGAGAAUGGCUUUGAAUAUACAUGGGGAAAUGUAACAGUCAAGCUUGCAGAAGCGUAUGGAUUCUGCUGGGGGGUUGAGCGAGCAGUCCAGAUAGCGUAUGAAGCAAGAAAGCAAUUCCCAACUGAAACGAUUUGGCUCACAAAUGAAAUUAUACACAACCCUACAGUAAAUAAGCGCCUAGAGGAAAUGGAAGUCAAGAAUAUACCUGUAGAUCAAGGAAAUAAAAAUUUUAAAGUUGUGGAAAAGGGUGAUGUUGUGGUUUUGCCUGCAUUUGGGGCCUCCGUUGAUGAGCUGGUAACUCUUAGUGAAAAGAAUGUACAAGUAGUUGAUACUACCUGCCCAUGGGUUUCUAAGGUUUGGAAUGUGGUUGAGAAACACAAGAAAGGGGAAUACACCUCUGUCAUUCAUGGAAAAUAUGCUCAUGAAGAAACUAUAGCCACUGCAUCAUUUGCAAGAAAAUACAUCAUAGUUAAGAACAUGGCAGAGGCAACUUAUGUUUGUGAUUAUAUUCUUGGAGGUCAACUUGAUGGAUCUAGCUCAACAAAAGAAGCGUUUCUAGAGAAAUUUAAAUUUGCAAUUUCCAAAGGUUUUGAUCCAGACACCGAUCUCUGUAAAGCUGGUAUUGCUAACCAGACAACAAUGUUGAAGGGAGAAACUGAAGAUAUUGGAAAGUUAAUUGAGAAGACCAUGAUGCGCAAGUAUGGAGUUGAAAACAUCAAUAAUCACUUCAUGAGUUUCAACACUAUCUGUGAUGCUACUCAAGAGCGACAAGAUGCCAUGUAUAAGCUAGUUGAGGACAAGGUGGAUCUUAUGUUGGUAGUUGGUGGUUGGAACUCAAGCAACACUUCACACCUACAAGAGAUUGCAGAGGAACACGGAAUCCCGUCAUAUUGGGUUGACAGCGAGCAGAGAAUUGGACCUGGGAACAAAAUAAGCUACAAGCUACUGCACGGCGAGUUGGUUGAGAAGGAGAAUUUUCUGCCUGAAGGACCCCUCACAAUAGGGAUAACAUCUGGUGCAUCCACUCCCGAUAAGGUUGUGGAAGAUGUACUCAUCAAGGUGUUUGAUAUAAAGCGUGAAGAACUGCAAUAGGACCAUAUAACCUGGGUUACGUUUACUCGAUGAGAGGUUCACUUGUAGUAAUUGAACCGUCGACAUGUAAUGUAAUUGAAGUCACAUAAGAAUAGUGUAUAUGUGAAUUCCUUAUGUUGCCAUAAAUGCAAUAAUUAUUUGUACAAUGACUACAAAGCAGGCGAGGACAAAAAGAAAGUGAAGCUUGGACAUCUAUAAGAACCAAACCUACAAGGAACCAAUCAAUAUAGCAUUUCAUACUCCUUUUGUUAAUUUAUGAACCUUCAAAAUAAAAUAAAAUUGUUUUUUUGUUACAAA
Molecule: messenger RNA, 1832 nt
Organism: Cuscuta europaea
Lineage: Eukaryota; Viridiplantae; Streptophyta; Magnoliopsida; Solanales; Convolvulaceae
Source: the annotation of a GenBank genome assembly